AUAUCUCUAGUAACUUCCUCUUUUUUCUUUUUUUAACAGAAUGGACAGCAAAUUGUGGAUGAACCUAUGGGAGAAGAUGAUAUCAACCCGCAAAAUGAAGAAGAAAUCAAAGAAAUUGCAAUAACUCAUCAUGUAAAGGAAGGACAUGAGAAAGCAGACCCUUCACAAUUUGAACUUCUGAAAGUGCUUGGACAAGGAUCCUUUGGAAAGGUAUUUCUUGUCAAAAAAAUCUCAGGGUCAGAUGCCAGGCAGCUUUAUGCAAUGAAGGUAUUGAAAAAGGCCACUUUGAAAGUUCGAGAUCGAGUUCGGACAAAAAUGGAACGUGAUAUCUUAGUAGAAGUUAACCAUCCUUUUAUUGUCAAGUUACAUUACGGUGAGUUUGAAGAAAAAGUACAUCUCACAGAUGAGUGUUUGUCAAGGUGAUACCCUACCAAACAU
Molecule: messenger RNA, 438 nt
Organism: Meleagris gallopavo (turkey)
Lineage: Eukaryota; Metazoa; Chordata; Aves; Galliformes; Phasianidae
Source: RefSeq, a predicted model, not a curated record